AUGGUGUAUAUAUGUAUGACAGCAUCAAAAGUAAUAAAAAAAUACUACUACACCUAUGGAUGUCCAAAUUUUCUUGGAAUAUGUUUCAGGAGUUACCUAAACUGUGAUACUACGAGUAAAAGGUUAUUUCAAACAAAACGAAAAGCUCGCUCAUUUAGAAGUCGAAACAAUUUAGAACUACGAAACGAUGCAGAUUUGCAAGCGGAGCUGAUCCCCCAAGAGUUGAACACCCAAUUCGUGCCCGAAAAGUCACAACCUAAGGGUUUUCCAUGGCACGCCAUACUACCUGUAGCGCCUCGAUCCCGUAGAAAUACUCAUGAUGUAUCUACAGUUGAUGCAAAUGCUCAGGAAGUACAAGCCUCAACGGGAUUGUCGCAAAAUUUCAAAAUGUACACCCGCGUGGCAUCUUGCGUAGCGCUCGUUGUAGCCGCUGUUAUAGAAAUUGCGCUUUAUAUACUUGAAUUAUAUAAAUAA
Molecule: messenger RNA, 474 nt
Organism: Arctia plantaginis
Lineage: Eukaryota; Metazoa; Arthropoda; Insecta; Lepidoptera; Erebidae
Source: the annotation of a GenBank genome assembly